GACAAAUCGUGUCUGAGUCAGUGAGAGAGAGAGAGACAGCCCUUAAAGAGGGAGGAGUCUUUUUAAUCGAUACUGGGAAACGAAGGGUUUUUUUAAUUGGGAAGUAUCGAGGGUGCAGCACUACAGAAAAAAAGGAACAGGGGAGAUUCGCGACAGACCGAUCAAGAUCUUCAGAAGGACUGAGUCGAUUUCAUUGGAAGCUCUUGUCGUGUGAAAUCUAUCGACCUGCACAUUUCCUUCAGCAAUGGCUACGUUGUAUCUGAUUCCCUUCGUCUUGUUACUUCAAACCUGGAGUGUUUGUGAUGCCCAGAACGUGAAAGUGGAACCCUUCAUUUACGGCUACGUGGGGAACCAGGCAGUCCUGCGGUGCCAGUUUGUGGAUCCUGACAACUCGCUCCAGGUCACACAAAUCACCUGGAUGAAGAACCCCACCACCACUAAGGUCAACCUGGCCGUGUACAACCCCGACUUUGGCGUCAACUAUCCGACCGACACCGGCGGCCGCAUCCACUUUCGCCAGGUCACCAACAUGGACGCCACGCUGAUCAUCGAUCGCCUGGAGAUGGAAGAUGAUGGGAUUUACAGCUGCGAGUUUGCUACUUACCCUGAUGGCAACCAGGAUGCUACCACCAACUUGACAAUUCUAGCCAAGCCAGAGAAUUCCGGCAAAACGAUCCUUGUCCAGGCUGGACACGCUGAAGUCCCCGUCGCCAGGUGUGUCUCGGCAAACGGGAAGCCUCCAGCCACCAUCAGCUGGUCGGGGGGCUCUGAGGGCAACGUUUCUGAGACUAUUACCAAAAACAGCGACGGCACUUUCACGGUGACGAGCGAAUACUUGAUGAUUCCCACCGGUGACAACAACGGGGAGAAGCUGACCUGUGUGGUAAUGCAACAGGCACUCGAUCGGCCGGUGACCAUUCCCAUCGAACUCUCUGUACAGUAUGCACCUAUCGUGAGCAUUGAGGGGUACGAUGAAAACUGGUACCUGAACCGGGAGCAUGCUUCAUUGACCUGUAGUGCAAAAGCCAAUCCCCAAGCUUUGACUUACAAAUGGCUCCUGAACGGGGAGCCCCUUCCUUCCUCCAUCCACGUGGAUGGACACCAGCUCACUGUACAGGAUGUGAGUUACGUUGUCAAUGGCACCUUCACCUGCGAAGUCACCAACACCAUGGGCACAGGUCGGGCGAAGAUGGACGUUGUGGUUCGUGAGGACCCAGUGGAUUCGGGAUCGACGACUGGAGCAAUUGUGGGUGGGAUCAUCGCUGCGAUCGUUAUCCUGACUGUGCUGGUCACUGCUGUCCUCAUCUUCAAGAGACAGAGGAAGAACGCGGGCGAGGAGGAAGAUGAUCUUGAACCCCCCAACUACAAGCCUCCUCCCCCAAAGAAGACCCUGGAGGGAACUGACAAGGUUAUGAAAACAGAAGACGAAAAGAUGGAGAGCAUUCCCAUUACCACGACCUACUAUGAGACUGGGGCAGAUGACGAUAAUCGAAUGACCCUGACCCAGUAUUACGAUGAGCCGGGCCUGAACACUGAAGUGAAGUCUGCUAACGUCGCCGUGCGCCCUGGGGACUAUCUGGAGCAGGAGAACCCGAUUUACAAUGACUUCUCGUACAAUGAGCCUGAGGAACAUCGUAAGAGCCAGGAGUUUGUGUCGAAGGGCAUGUACGUGUAGGCCCCAGGCUUCUCCUGGCGAAGACUCCCCAUCCCCCAACCCCCGCCACCAUCCUUUCCAACCUCGUUAUUUGCCUUAACACUAACACGGCUGCACUUCCCUUCUCUCUUCCUGACUGACACAGAAUUUAUACCUUCUCGGGUCUCGGGGGGUGGGAGUCUUCACACUCUCUAGUCUUGACACUAUCAAUCCUUGACACUUUUUUUUGUUGGAAUUUGUCCCGUUUGUCUCAGGAGACAGAAGGAGCUGGGCUGAGCCUGACCACUUUCCCUUUGGCACCCACUCUCCCUCCCCCAUACCCCACCCCCACCCCCUCAGUGCCCCAUACCCAGUAAAAGAUACUAGGCCCACAGAGUGUAAUAUGUGGCCUGGUCAUCACACUGUACACUACCAAGCCUGAGGUUGGGUUGGGGGAGGGAGGGGGCCUAGCUCUGUCCUCAUGGGGGCAUUGAUGGGGAUGGAAAUAAGGAGAUGGUUUUGUGUCAGGAGCUUAAACCCCUUAAACCCCUCUCUGUUCCCCAUUUACCCCCCCCCCCAUUACCUACUUACUCUGCACUGUCCCAAACUUUGGGGAGUCACGGUAACUCUGGGAACCUACAGGAGCUGGUUGACGCUGGUGAGUGACAAUUCCAUUGCCUUUAACAACGGCCACUCCCAGUCUCGCUCCUGUUUAAUCAGUUUCCCAAUGUGGUCGCUCUCAAUCCCUCCCCCGCCCCCCCAAUGUCCCCAUGUUCCUUCACUCUCAGCUCCCUACCCUCACCCCGUCUUCGGUGGAGAGAGAGAGAGUGCGCACGAUUGCGCUUCAUGAACUUUUCUCCUGCCUUCUUGGAAGCUACAGUUGAUUUUGUCAGCUAGCGGGGUGAGCGUGGGUAAUGGGAGGGGGGUUUUGGGAAGGUGCGUCUGGUGGGCUAUUGUCAGAAUGGGGGCAUUGGAGAGGUCAAUGGGUAUGGGGAUUGGGUUGGGGGGGCACAAGGUUGAGGUGCAGGUAAUUUGAGGAGGUGAGCGAUUGUUGGGCACUGAUGGAGAGAGGAAGGGGCAAACCUACAACCCCCAUACCCAAGGGUUGGGGAUAGGAGUCCAUUAACCGGGAGUACCGUUACGUGUAUCGCAGGGUAACCCACUUGGGUCAUAUCGCUCUCUGUCUCUGUCUUUCUCUCUCUGUCUUUCUUUCUCUCUCUGUCUUUCUCUCUCUGUCGCACUCUGUCUCUCUCACUCUGUCUCUCUCACUCUGUCUCUCUCACUCUGUCUCUCUGUGCUUCUUUCUCUGUUUUUCCCUCUGUCUCCUCUCUUUCUUUACUUGGGCUGAGCUCUGGGAUUUGUAAAAGCCACAGAGCUUGUGUCUGACUCUUUAACACUUGCUGAGCUCAGAGGAGUUUGUUGUGUUGAGGAUAACUAUUAAUUCAAUCUUCCUGAACUCUGGGUGAAGAGCCACAGGGAGGCGCUGCAAGGGUAUUUCAGAUCCAGAAGCAAUUUUAAACAUCUGGGAUGGAAAAUCCCUCUCUUUCUUAUCCGGAAUUUAGAAGCAAUCCAAUUUAAAUUUCAUUAUAGCCCUGCAGAAUUAUUUAAUUUUUUUUUAGUUGAAAGUACAAUCUGCUUUGUGUUUUUAAAUCCAGUUUUGUGAGGGGCGAUUGUUGGGGCCCUGUAACAGUUGGUGAAGCCCUUCCAGGCUCUGGAUCAGACUUUCUCAUUCACCAAAAAUAUCCCUCUUUUUUUUUUAAACAAAUUUAAUGACUUCUUAAAAAAAAUACCAUUGGAGUGAAGAUUAGAGGAGAAAUUAAGAGAUCACAGGCCUUAAAGGGUUAGGUCAGGAAUGACAUGAGAAGAAAAAUGAAUGAGGGGGGGUUGGUGAGAGGAAAAUGCAUUUAAAGUCUGUGUAAAUCCAGCUGUGGAAUUCUGUUCUGGAACUGAUGCAGGAAAAAGCAUCCAGUUAACAUCUACACAGACCCACUACUUCCUCAUAUCCCUGAAACUGCUUCCUUUCCAAUUUAUUGCUACAGCUCAUCCCCCCCCCCCGUCCCACUUAAAUAAUGUUCCUGUUGAAUCUGAACCCUUUCAGUCUCAGAUUUACAAGAGCACGGUGGCUCAGUGGUUAACACUGCUGCCUCCUAGUACCAGGGACCCAUGUUCGAUUCCAGCCUCGGGCAAGUGUUUGUGUGGAGUUUGCACAUUCUCCCCGUGUCUUCGUGGGUUUCCUCCGGGUGUUCUGGUUUCCUCCCACAAUCCAAAGAUGUGCAGGUUAGGGUGGAUUGGCCAUGCUAAAUUGUCCCAUAGUGCCCAGGGAUGUGUAGGUUAGGGUGGAUUGGCCAUGCUAAAUUGUCCCAUAGUGCCCAGGGAUGUGCAGGUUAGGGUGGAUUGGCCAUGCUAAAUUGUCCCAUAGUGCCCAGGGAUGUGCAGGUUAGGGUGGAUUGGCCAUGCUAAAUUGUCCCAUAGUGCCCAGGGAUGUGCAGGUUAGGGUGGAUUGGCCAUGCUAAAUUGCCCCAUAGUGCCCAGGGAUGUGCAGGUUAGGGUGGAUUGGCCAUGGGAAAGUGUCCCAUAGUGCCCUGGGAUGUGCAGGUUAGGGUGGAUUGGCCAUGGGAAACUGUCCCAUAGUGCCCAGGGAUGUGCAGGUUAGGGUGGAUUGGCCAUGGGAAAGUGUCCCAUAGUGCCCUGGGAUGUGCAAGUUAGGGUGGAUUGUCGAUGGGAUAUUGUCCCAUAGUGCCCAGGGAUGUGCAGGUUAGGGUGGAUUGGCCAUGGGAAACUGUCCCAUAGUGCCCAGGGAUGUGCAGGUUAGGGUGGAUUGUCGAUGGGAUAUUGUCCCAUAGUGCCCAGGGAUGUGCAGGUUAGGGUGGAUUGGCCAUGGGAAACUGUCCCAUAGUGCCCAGGCGUGUGUAGGUUAGGAGCGUUAGUCAGGGGAAAAUUUGGAGUUGGCGAUUUGGUGUGACUGGGUUAGUCUUUGGAGGGUCGGUGUGGACUGGUUGGGCCGAAGGGCCUGUUUCCACUCUGUAGGGAUUCUAUGGACUUGCUCCACCAAGAAAUACAGUUCCCUCCUCUUCCACCUGCCCUCUCUGGGGUCUUUCCCCUUCAACCCUGGGGGCUGACACUCCUGUCCCUGGGAACUGCUUGAAUUGAAUUGAUUGAAUCGAUGGAAAGCCGCGGCCUACCCCAAAUAAUUCCAAACGCCCUGAUUCAAUCUCUUCCCCAGCCUCUUACCCACUCCCAGGGCAACAGUCCAAGUCUCCCUGUGUGUCACUGAUCUGGGACCAUUCUGAUAAAUCACCUCCACAACCUCCUCAAACCCUUAGUGUCCUUCCUAAAGAUCCUGAGCUGCCCCUCUCUGAUUCCUGCCAGGAAGGACAUUUUCAUAUUCCCGCCUGGGAUUUUCCGAUUGGAUGUAAAUACUCCUUGCUUCGCUCUGAAUUGAAUGGCAGAAACAAUAGCUGACCAGGUAUAUGAGCCAUUGGAUUGUCACUACAGCAUUAACUCCACUCCGCAGUAUUCCCACUUUUUCUGUUUGCAUCUGACCUGGAAGGAAGAUUGAGUGACUGACUGAUUUAAAGCAGAAGAUGAUGGCGAUUGCUCGCACUGUGUUCUUUAAAAAGCUUGGAACUUCUGACCGUUUGAGAUUGCAAUUGGCAUGUGACUGACUGUGUGCCCCGAGGCGUGAGGGGGUGAUUACUGCCCACAAAGGAGUUCAGAACAAAACCAGUUUUGGGAGUUCCAGUUUCUGUUCUGAGUGUGAAAACACAUUUUUUUACCUCACUCUCAGUGAGAACACUACACUCACUUUUUAAGGGGUAGGUCUGCCGACUCGGUGCUGCCAGUUUGCACACACUAUGAUCCCAAUCACAGCAGUUUGGUGGCAACUCUCUCCAUUGAUUUGAAGAAAAGAAAUUGGCCCCCAGACACUAAGGAGAACUACACUUUCCCCACCCCAGUUCCUGACCCACUGACAGUGCGGCACUCCCAAAAUGCUGACCCUCCGACAGUGCGGCACUCCCUCGGCGCUGACCCUUCGACAGUGCAGCACUCCCUCAGCGCUGACCCUCCGACAGUGCGGCACUCCCUCGGUGCUGACCCUCCAACAGUGUGGCAUUCCCUCAGUGUGGCUGUGUCUGAGAUGAUUUAGAACCUUGUUAUUUGGAGUGGGAUUCCUGAGCAAUUGUUCACACUUGACCUAAGAUUGUCCGGUGCUAAUUGGUGGAAAACUGAGCUCUGUUCCCAAUUAGUUGAGGAGAUCUCCCCAUGUCCAUCUGGAAUCGAUGAUCCAAUUUAGCCUGAUGGUUAAUAUUUCAUGAAGAAAAAACAUAUCAGAACACCAACUCAUUGGCACAUAGUCAAUGACUCAUUUCUAAACAUUGUCCUUGCUGGCAAAAUGUGAACAUAUCAGAGGAAGUCUGAAGUAAUGCUGCUCUCUGGUGGUGAGUGCCAAUGACGUCAUUCGGUUGUGCAUUCUAAGCUAAUUCAUCAACACCUGCUUCUAUCGCCACGUAACACAGUCACAUGUACAAAGGUGCUCCACAUGAGUGUUCAUCGGACAUCUUUUGGCAAUUAGCCACGGGAGGAGAAUUUCAGAGGGCUGACUGAGAGAUGCGUGCUGUUAGGAACGGCCUUGACAGUGCAGUGGAUGUGAUGUAAUGGUAAAUAUUGUCCCAGUGGCCUGUUAUUUUCCACACAGACACUUCAUGAAACAUCACUGCUGCUGCUUUUUGGUUUUUUUUUUUGGCACGCUCAACUGAAUUACAAUUCUGUGAGAGAAGCUACAAGAUGUGAAUACUUAAUGUUCUGUGACGCAGUUUAUUGUGAUUUCUGUAAUUAAUCAAAGUGACACUACAUGGGAUUAAAUGCCUUUGAAUUCUGCUGCUGUUAAUCAUCUGAAUUUAAUAUUUGUGUAUGCACAAGCUGUGAUGAAAUUUAAGACUUAACACUAUCGAUGUGAGGGUGUAUCAGAACUGAUUUUGCUGUUUCAAAAUAAAAUUACUAAUGCUGUCCAAGUCACAGUUGGGCUAACUCUACAGGAAAUAUUUUGUAUAUCUUGGAUGAGUUUUAAGUUAUCUUUUGUAAACAAUAAACUUUUUCUGUAUUUGCA
Hemiscyllium ocellatum (epaulette shark) is the source of this 6740-nucleotide messenger RNA. Its product is annotated as nectin-2-like. The record is from RefSeq and is a predicted model, not a curated record. The coding region runs from base 245 to 1675 and encodes 476 amino acids. The transcript is spliced from 9 exons. NCBI's taxonomy places the organism in Eukaryota, Metazoa, Chordata, Chondrichthyes, Orectolobiformes, Hemiscylliidae.